GAUCCAGAUCAGGCGCCUCCUGCCCUCUUGGGGUGAGGAGCUGGUGAGAGGCUCACUUGGGGUGGAGCUGCAGGAAGAGGAUGGCCUCUUGAACUGUCUCUCUCUCUCCCGAGACUUUGCCCCCUGUGGAGUGGUUAGUCCUAUGGCACAUGUGCUGUGGGGGCCAAAGAUCUGUUGUUGAUAAAUGUACUUGACUUUGAGAUCACUAGCCACAUGGCUGCGAUUCUCUUGGGAGGGGAUUGCAACGUCACCUAUAGACAAGUGUGAAGUAUUAAGUCCAUCACCCCAUUUGGGUGUUUCCUGGGGAAAUAAAAAUCCCUUCCUGGGUUUGCACGAGAAGGGUGGCUCGGGAGAAGUGUCUGGCAUGUCAGCAAUAAGUAAGGUCUGCUACUUAAAGCACAGGUCACUUGGCUUUCAGUGCUGACAGUUAGCAUUUCCGAUGCUCUAAGUGUUCCCUCUCGGGUGGCCUUGGCUGCUGGGCAGAACAGGCAGAGUAGCGCAAGCCGCAGGGUCUGCAGAGCCCCAGCACUCCUGGCAUUGAAGGCGGCUUUCUAGGGAUGAAUGGUGCUCUCAGAGACAGGCCGUCCUGCUCCACUGUCCAUAGCAUCCCUGUGUUUGCUAACUUUGCAGCUACCCACUUCUCGUUCUGAGGAGUGAGUGAAUUGUUAGUGUGUCCAUAUCUCCCCCACAGAAGGCCUGUAACCAUAAAGUAAACAACUGUUCCUGAACUUGGAAAUAUCAUUCAUUCACAUGUGCAGUUCUCAUGUAAAGGACAAUCUCCGAUAUUUUUAGAUAAGAGUUUUGGGUACUUUUUUCUUUCUUGGUUUCCAUCUUUAUUUUGUUCCGCUUCCUCUUCUUACACUGACCCCAUAAUACCUUUCAAUUUAUUCAUUUUUCUGUCUCUUUCUCUCUCUCUCUCUCUGUGACACACACACACACACACACACACACACACACACACACACACACACAGAGAGAGAGAGAGAGAGAGAGAGAGAGAGAGAGAGAGAGGAGAAUUUGACUCAAAAGCAUACCUGUUAUUCUGAAUCUACCACACAAGAGCCGUUUAACGCCAGCCCAGCCCUCCAGGAAAAGCUGCUAGUCUGUUAGUAUUCUCUCUUCCACGGGCCACUCAGUGCUCUGAUUUGUCAGGUCCUGUGUAAGAUUAUCUUUUUUUUUUUUUUUUUUUGACUAAAAUCUCCUCUUCAGCAUUCGGUUGGUGCAGUUUUGGGUUACAGAUGAGCCUGUCAGCUUCUGAGGGUGAAUGGCCUGCCCCAUUUCCCUCUAUAAAGACACCUGUUCCCUUUAUUUUCCUAACAGAGGGAGAGAGUAAAAUGACCACUGUAUGCAGCAUCCUGCAGAGUCUGGAUUAUCAUUUUAAAAUUUAAUACGUAGGCUUUCUCGAUCCCCGGCCAUCUUGGUGGCUGGUCUUGGUUGGGGGCUGUCCCGCACCUAAGGCAGGAAGAUGGUGGCCACAAAGAAAACGAAAAAGUCUCUGGAGUUGAUCAACUCUAGGCUCCAGCUUGUUAUGAAAAGUGGAAAGUACAUGCUGGGGUACAAACAAACUCUGAAGAUGAUUGGACAGGGCAAAGCGAAAUUGGUUAUCCUCGCCAACAACUGUCCAGUCUUGAGGAAAUCUGAAAUAGAAUACUAUGCUGUGUUGGCUAAAACUGCUGUCCAUCACUACAGUGGCAAUAACAUUGAAUUGGACACAGCAUAUGGAAAAUACUACAGAGUAUGCACACUGGCUCUCAUUGACCCAGGUUAUUCUGAUAUUAGAAGCAUGCCAGAACAGACUAGACUGGUGAAAAGUAAACCAGGAAAUUUCCCUUUAAUAAAACUUUACCAGAGCUCCUUUAAAAAAAAAAAAAAUACAUAGAUCCUUGGUUGUUGAUGGUCAAAGCUAUAAUUUAGCAGUGCAGUACCAAAUAAAAGUUGAGUGAAAGAUUUCAGUAUAUAGCAAGCAUUUCCCUGUGCUUGUUUGGGCUCUGUAAUUUAGUUUCUGCUUCUUUUUUCUUACCUAAUUCCAAGAGGUGCUGCUUUUCUACAGAUAACACAAGUAGCCGCAGAUAUCCAAGUGAGGUGUGAUGGCCCCAUUGUUUUAUUCAACUCACAUCUGUUGCAGACUACAGGGAAGUCUUGAUUGAAGUGUGGUUCCCAUGUCUUUGGCUGUCUGGACUUGGAUCUAAGUGCUGGGAAAUGUCUGUGGCUUUAAAUGCAGUGUUCGAAGGGUGGGAAGGGCAGGGCGAGCCAGCCAGGGAUGUUCCCUGGGCCAUCACCACGUUAUACAUUAUAAUGAGCCCUCGGCUUCCUGUCCAACUUAGGAAGAGAACAAGCAGGCAUGAGGCGGACAGAGGCCUGGGAGCUUCCUUUGGAGAGGCUGGUUUCCUAAGUGACUGUGGGUAUCCUGGCUUGUCUGUGUAGAGCUGUUUUGUUGUCCACUCUUCCUUUGCUGUUUCUCAUGUAUAAGCAGACUCUCUUGAGAUACAGUGGUCGGGAGGAGGCUCGUUUCUCCCAUCUCUUUA
Messenger RNA from Peromyscus maniculatus bairdii (prairie deer mouse), 2525 nucleotides. Lineage: Eukaryota; Metazoa; Chordata; Mammalia; Rodentia; Cricetidae. The record is from RefSeq and is a predicted model, not a curated record.